AUGAGCGAGGGCGACGCCCGGGCGGUCCCCCCGGCCGAGGAGCAGCCCCCGAUGGUGGCUGAUGGGCAGCAGGCGGACCUGGACAAGCGUGCGCGCAGCAAGAGCAAGGAGAGGCGGCGUUCACGCAGCCGGGACCGCAAGGAGAGGCGGCGCAGCCGCUCACGAGACCGCCGCAGAAGCCGCGACAAGGACCGGCGCCGCCGCUCGCGCAGCCGGGACCGGGGCAGCCGGCGCUCGCGCUCCCGCGACCGCCGCCGCCGCUCGCGCAGCCGCAGCCGGGGCGACCCCGGGUACGGCUACCAGGGGCGCGUGGGCCGGGGCCGCGACAUCGACCCCACCAUAAACUUCCACGACCCAUUCGCCGCCCUGCGCUCCGCGAACCAAGCCACAGACCCAACAGAAAUCGCGCGCCAGAUGCAGGAGCAGCAGCUGCGCGCGCGGCAGCUGGUGCUGCAGCAGCAGGCUGCCUCUGCGGUGGCGGCCGCCUCCAAGACGCAGCGCGAGGUGUAUGUGGGCAACCUGACCGCGGGGCUGGUCACAGCCGACAUGCUGAAGCAACUGUUCAACUCCACAAUGGCGGCGGCCUUCCCAGACAUGGCCAAGCCAGGCUACGACCCCGUGGUGAAUGUGUCGGUGCACACGGAGGGGCGGUACGCAUUUGUGGAGCUGCGUACCGCCGACAUGGCCUCGGCCUCCCUGCAGCUCAACGGCCAGGUGCAGCUGCUGGGCGCCACGCUGUCCAUCGGCCGCCCCAGCGGGUAUGUGGACCCGGGCAAGGCGGCGGCGGCGGCCACCGUGGCGGCAGAGGCGCUGGCAAAGUUCCAGGCGGAGUCCCAGGCCCUGCGCCGGCAGAACGGGCAGCUUACAGAUGAGCAGAUGAAGGAUGAGGAGACCAAUUACAUCCAGAUCGAGGGCAUGAUCACGGCGGACGUGCUGGCAGACGACCAGGAGUAUGCGGAUGUUCUGGCCGACAUACACGAGGAGUGCUCCAAGCACGGCACGGUGCUGCGCGUGGUGGUGCCGCGCCCGCCCGUGCCCGCCGACGCGGCGGCGCUCAUGGGCACCGGCAGCUACGGCAGGGCGUAUGUUCAGUUCCUGGACCUGGAGGGAAGCAAGCAGGCGCGCGCGGCCAUCCACGGCCGCAUGUUUGCGGGCAGCACGGUGCAGGCUGUGUUCAUGCAGCCUCAAGAGUUUAUGGAUGCAAUCGCGCCGCCGCCCGCCCCGCUGCCCGACCUGGCUGCGGCGCUGCCGGGCGCGGUGCCUGGCGUGCUGGGCGUGCCCGUGGUGCCCGGCGUGCUGGGUGUGCCCAUGAUGCCGGCGGUGGUGCCGGCCGAGGACUCGGCAGUGCCGCCAGUUGUUUGA
This is a messenger RNA of Chlorella variabilis, 1362 nucleotides long. RefSeq lists its product as hypothetical. The coding region runs from base 1 to 1362 and encodes 453 amino acids. The transcript has 10 exons. The record is from RefSeq and is a predicted model, not a curated record. NCBI's taxonomy places the organism in Eukaryota, Viridiplantae, Chlorophyta, Trebouxiophyceae, Chlorellales, Chlorellaceae. Gene Ontology annotation, cellular component: U2-type prespliceosome; commitment complex; nuclear speck. Gene Ontology annotation, molecular function: pre-mRNA 3'-splice site binding; poly-pyrimidine tract binding.